Messenger RNA from Helianthus annuus (common sunflower), 3106 nucleotides. Its product is annotated as auxin response factor 5. The coding region runs from base 357 to 2954 and encodes 865 amino acids. Gene Ontology annotation, biological process: regulation of DNA-templated transcription; response to hormone. Gene Ontology annotation, molecular function: protein binding; DNA binding. NCBI's taxonomy places the organism in Eukaryota, Viridiplantae, Streptophyta, Magnoliopsida, Asterales, Asteraceae. The transcript has 14 exons. The record is from RefSeq and is a predicted model, not a curated record. Gene Ontology annotation, cellular component: nucleus.
UUUUUGGGGGCAUUCUCUGUGUUUAUUUGGAUUUGAUUUUAGAUUCCUCUGUGUGUGCCCCCUAAUUUAGAUAUCAUAUUCCUUUCAUUCAUUUGUUUUCUUUCAUUUCUUCCUGAGAAAAUGUGAGAAUAUUUGCUUCUUUUUUUUUGUUGUGGUGGGGUUUCUUUGGUCAAUACUUGAUUCAAGAUUGAAUUUUUGGAAUCUUUAUGACAUGGGUUAUGAAGCUAUGAUGUGAUUUUGGCUAAAACUUGAACCAAGGUUGAGUCUUUAUGAUCUUUUUGACAUGGGUUAUGAAGAUGUGAUGUUAUUUUGGUCAAAAUUUGAGUAAAGUUGUUGAUGUAGAUAGGAAUUGGAGUAUGACCACCAUUCAAGAGAAGCUGAAUACAACAAGUGUCAACACUGGGACACACAGUUUAGUUGAGGAAAUGAAAUUGUUGAAGGAAAUGCAAGACCAUUCUGGGAUAAAGAAACCAAUAAAUUCUGAACUAUGGCAUGCAUGUGCUGGACCAUUGGUCACCCUCCCACAGGUGGGAAGCCUUGUUUAUUACUUCCCACAAGGACACAGUGAACAGGUUGCGGUUUCAACAAAUAGAACUGCGACAUCACAAGUUCCAAACUAUCCAAAUCUUCCUUCUCAACUGUUAUGCCAAGUUUUAAAUGCUACCUUACAUGCGGAUAAAGAUACCGAUGAGAUCUACGCCCAAAUGAGUCUUCGACCCGUAAAUUCGGAAAAAGAUGUUCUUCCGAUACCGGACUUCGGGAUGAAACCAAGUAGACAUCCAAACGAGUUCUUCUGCAAGACUUUGACCCCGAGUGACACAAGCACUCAUGGUGGAUUUUCUGUGCCUCGUAGAGCCGCAGAAAAACUUUUUCCGCAGUUGGACUUUUCAAUGCAACCUCCAACUCAAGAGCUUAUCGUUCGAGAUUUGCAUGAUAACACAUGGACUUUCCGUCACAUAUACCGCGGGCAGCCAAAACGACACCUACUUACCACGGGUUGGAGCAUGUUUGUUGGCGCUAAAAGGCUUAAAGCUGGUGAUGCCGUUCUAUUUAUCAGGGAUGAGAAGUCACAGUUACUAUUGGGAGUACGUCGAGCAAAUCGUCAAAAUACAUCUUUGCCAUCAUCGGUUCUAUCUGCUGAUAGCAUGCACAUUGGAGUCCUUGCUGCCGCGGCUCAUGCUGCUGCUAACCGAACCCCUUUUACAAUAUUCUACAACCCGAGGGCAUGUCCUUCGGAAUUCGUGAUUCCAUUGACGAGGUAUAGGAAAGCGGUCUACGGUACACAACUUUCAGUUGGCAUGAGAUUUGGAAUGAUGUUUGAAACCGAGGAAUCCGGAAAACGCAGAUACAUGGGCACAAUUGUUGGCAUUAGCGAUGUGGAUCCAUUAAGAUGGCCCGGAUCCAAGUGGCACAAUCUUCAGGUCGAGUGGGAUGAGCCCGGUUGCGGUGAUAAGCAAAGUAGAGUUAGCCCGUGGGAUAUCGAGGCUCCGGAAAGUCUCUUCAUAUUUCCUUCACUCACUUCGAGUCUUAAACGACCAUUUAAUUCGGCUUUUCUAGGAGCGCAACCCGAAUGGGACAUGAUAAGCCGACCGUUCAUGCGGGCCCCGGAUACCAUAAACGGAAACUUUUCAAACCCAUCGAUGCCUAACCUAUGGCCGGAACAACUCAUCAAGAUGUUAAUGAAACCUCAAAUUGCUAACAACUCCACAACCGUUGGAACUAACAUUCAAGAAACUUUUCCCGCCAAUAGAAAUCAGUUGCAACUCGACAACAUGCAAAACCGCCCCCAGUUUCAACUUAUUCAAACUAAUGCCGCCAUAACCACCACCAACGCUGCCACGGCCACCACCACCGUAGUGUCAAGCACGCCACCACAAUCCAGCCCAAAUCCUUCUGGAGUCCAACAGCCUCAACAAUCGGAAACCGUGAAAUCGGAAUCGAAACCAAUCAACUCUCCUCCGAGUCUUGCACAAGAGCUUCCGUUUCUUAAUCAGUUGUCUCCGUUUGAUUCGAGCAUACUUCACGGUCAACAAUUCGAUUCGCCUCAGAUUGAUUCUUCUAGUCUUAACGGGCUAUUCCCCUAUGCGGAUACUAAUGUACUGAACUCGUAUCCGACUCUUGGUCAGGAAACGUGGGACCCACAAGUGAAUAACAACUCCAAAUGUUUUGUACAACAGAACACAUGUCCCUCAAACGCGUACGGUUUCAAAGACUUAUCAGAUGAGAGCCACAGUAACCCUCAAAAUGGCAACGUAUACAACUGUCUCAAUUUCGAAGGUAGUAAUGCUGGUAGUACCGUGGUCGAUCCUUCGGUUUCUAGUACGGUUUUGGACGAUUUUUGCAACUUGAAAGAUAUUGAGUUCCAAAACCCGUCUAGUUAUUUAGUGAGUAACAAUUUCAGCUCGAGCCAAGAUGUUCAGUCGCAAAUCACGUCGGUUAGCCUUGUCGAUUCUCAAGCUUAUUCCAUGCAAGAACUGCCCGAUAACUCGGGUGGGGCCUCUUCUAGCAACGGGGAGUUUGAUGAUAGCGCGCUUUUGAACAACAACACGUGGCAACAAGUUGCUCCUCCUCCCCGUGUACGAACCUACACGAAGAUUCAAAAGGCGGGAUCGGUUGGGAGGUCUAUCGAUGUGUCGAGCUUCAAGAACUAUGAUGAACUUUGUAGUGAAAUUGAAAAGAUGUUUGGGCUGGAAGGAUUGCUUAACGAUUCAAGAGGAUCGGGUUGGAAGUUGGUGUAUGUAGAUUUCGAGAAUGAUGUUCUUCUAGUCGGAGACGACCCAUGGGAGGAAUUCGUAGGGUGUGUGCGAUGCAUCAGGAUACUCUCACCUUCUGAAGUUCAGCAGAUGGGUGAAGAAGGAAUGCAGCUUCUCAACAGCAAUGCAGCAUUGCAGGCCGAGAUGAACGGUGGCUCGGUAUCCGACAAUGGGCCCCGCACUUGGGUUGGCCCCACAUGAACUAACCGCUCUUAACCAUCAUGGACCGGAACUAGCCGCUGUUAGCGAGGAAACAACCCAUUAUUGUAGCUUUAUUAUUAACAUUUGAAGCACUAUAUUAAUCCCAGUCUCUUGAACAAGUAUUUUCUAAUAUUAUCAUAGAUUUAUGAAAA